Molecule: messenger RNA, 369 nt
Organism: Enterobius vermicularis (human pinworm)
Lineage: Eukaryota; Metazoa; Nematoda; Chromadorea; Rhabditida; Oxyuridae
Source: the annotation of a GenBank genome assembly
AUGAAAAGUGACGUCGACUAUGAUGAUGAUGAUGAUGAUGAUGAUGAUGAUGAUGAUGAGAACGAUGAUGAUGAUGAUGUUGUUGUUGUUGUUAUCGUUAUUGCUGCUGGUCAAACUGGAUACUAUGAGCUGACAGUGCUCGAAUAUACAGCAAACAUUAUUACCCAUAAGCAUCAAUUGAUUUUUUUAGUUUGUGGUGAUGGACAAGCGAUAGAAGAACAUCCCUUUUUUCUGCUCCUUCUCAUUCGUCAUGUUUAUCCGCUUAGUUAUCAUCGUCAUUAUCGCCAUCAUUAUUAUUGUCAGAACAGUGCUGCUGUUACUACUACUGUUAAGCAUCUUUCCAUUUAUCAGUACAUUCAUUUGCGCUAA